Messenger RNA from Pyrus x bretschneideri (Chinese white pear), 1185 nucleotides. Its product is annotated as translocon-associated protein subunit alpha-like. NCBI's taxonomy places the organism in Eukaryota, Viridiplantae, Streptophyta, Magnoliopsida, Rosales, Rosaceae. Bases 115 to 891 code for a protein of 258 amino acids. Gene Ontology annotation, cellular component: endoplasmic reticulum membrane; endoplasmic reticulum. The record is from RefSeq and is a predicted model, not a curated record. The transcript has 8 exons.
GGCAUUUUUCGCUUUAGGCACUGUGUUGAAACCCUCGCUCUCUUUCUCACUACAAAUCUCACACCAACAUCACAGCCCCACCCCACCCUAAAGAACAAGCUCCGACCACCGCCCAUGGCGACCAGCGUGAUUAGGGUUCUUCUUCUCACUCUCCUCCUCAUCGCAUCCCCUUUCCUCCAAGUCGCCAGGGGCCAGUCUAAUUCGGAAGUGGAUGCUUCUGACACCGUGGAAGAAACUAGUGAUCUUGGGAUUGUUGGCGAGGAUGUCCAAGAUUUUGGAGACGGAAAUUUUAGCCCAGCUCCCGGAGUUGAUACAAUCUGUUUCUUCCCCAAAAACAUCGCUAAAACGGUGGCGGCAGGGGAAGAGACUGAAAUACUGGUUGGUCUGAAAAAUGAUGGAGAGUCAAGCUUGAAUGUGAUUGCAGUCAAAGCCAGCGUUCAUCUUCCUUUCGAUCACAAUCUGCUGGUUCAGAAUCUUACUGCCCAGGCUUUUAACAAUGGAUCAGUUCCAGCUUCGGCCCAGGCUACUUUCCCAUACAUAUUUGCUGUCAGCAAGUUCUUACAGCCUGGCGCUUUUGAUCUCGUGGGUACCAUUUAUUAUGAGAUAGACCAGCAACCAUACCAGAGCACCUUCUACAAUGGUACUAUCGAAGUUGUUGAGGCUGGUGCUAUGCUCAGCAUUGAGUCUGUUUUUCUUGUCACCCUUGGAUGUGCCCUUCUUGUCCUCCUAGGUUUAUGGAUUCAUGGUCAAAUACAGCACCUUUCUAAGAAAACCAAGAGGGCUCCCAAGGUGGAAGUUGGAACCAAGGCUACCGAUGCCUCUAUGGAUGAAUGGCUUCAGGGAACUGCAUAUACUCAGUCAGUCAAAGACAAAACAAAGAAGAAGAAAUAGAUUACAGAACUGUUCACAGUUCAUCUGCACGAGACAUUACAUUGAAGUGCAGACUCUUAUAACCCACACUAGGGAUGUGAAGAUAUGUAAGAGAGGUCGAAAACUUGCACAAGUUCUGGAAUUUAGACCAGAAAACAAUACUUGCCUUGCUAUUGUAGACACGACGGGAAACUUUUACAGUUUCUUUUUUAGAGAUGGAGUUGAGAAGUUCAACUAACGCAAUGCUAGGAAUCAUACAAUUUUGUUGAUGCGAUACAAUUUUCCUUAAGAUCUUGUUUUGAUUCGGGAUUUGCA